CCGGUGCCCUGCAUUCAAACAUGCUGGUUCUAGCCCCAAGAACACGGCCAAGGUUGCGUUGCUGUUUUACACAAUGUCUGCAAAGCCACUACGCCAGCGCGUCCGCGCCCUACUUCCUGACCUGCACCUGGGCUUCCACCCCCCAGGCCGCCUCAACUCCAUCACCGACGUGCCCGGAGUGCUGGUGCACACCACAACCAUCCGCGGGCCCCCAAACCCGGACCCGGCGCGGCCGGCAUCGGUGAUCAACACGGGGCUCACGGCCAUCCUGCCGCGACGUGACUGGCUCGACUCGGCCUGCUACGCCGCCACCCACACCUUCAACGGCGCGGGCGAGCUGACGGGGGCGCACUGGAUCCGGGAGACGGGGCUGCUAGCCAGCCCCAUCGUGCUGACGGGCACCUUUUCCGUCGGGGCCGCGCACGAGGGCGUCUACCGGCACGCCAUCAGAGAGCGGGCCGGCGAGGAUGGCAUCGCCGACGUCGCGCUCCUCCCCGUGGUUGGCGAGACGUACGACGGCUUCCUCAACGACGGCGCCGCCAUGGCCGUGCGCCCCGAGAUGGUGGUGGCGGCCAUCGACGCCGCCAGCGCCGACGCCGUGCCCGAGGGCAACACGGGCGGCGGCACCGGCAUGGUCACCAUGGGCUUCAAGGCCGGCACGGGCAGCGCGAGCCGCGUGGUGCGCGGCGCGGUGCGCGGGGCGCCGCGGGACUUUGUCGUCGGCGCGCUCGUGCAGUCCAACUUUGGCAAGAUGAACGACCUGCACUUUGGCAGCGUGCCCGUCGGGCGGGUGCUGGCGCGGGAGGCGGGCGAGGAGGAGCGGCGGCGGCGGGCCGCCGGCAACGAGGAUCGCGUCGGCGACGGCUCCAUCAUCGCCGUGCUCGCGACCGACGCGCCGCUGCACCCGGCGCAGCUGCGGCGGCUGGCCAAGCGCGCGACCGUGGGGCUGGCGCGCGCGGGCGGCUUCGGCUCCAACUUCUCGGGUGACAUCUUCCUCGCCUUCUCGACCGCGGCCGCCGUCGAGGCCAACCCGGCGGUGCCUGAGGGCAUGACGCCCAUGGAGGCCAAGUUCGUGGCGCGGGUCGACCAGGCCGUCGACGUGGUGCAGGACGCCACCAUCAACGGCCUGUUCGAGGCCGCCGCCGAGGCCGUCCACGAGUCCAUCCUAAACGCGCUGUGCAUGGCCGAGGACACGGUGGGCCCGCGGGGGAACAGGAUGGACGCGAUAGACCUGGACAAGGUGACGCGGAUUGUUGAGCGGUACUUUUCGGGCAUAUAGCGACUGCUGUUAGUCUGGCGGCUGUUGCUGAACCUGUAUGGAUACUUCUUGCCGUGAUUUGGGCUCUCACGCCAGUUCUUCAGGGAGGCGAGAACAGACAGUGCCCGAAACUAGCAACGCAGCAACGUGCCAAAGCCACUUUACACCAUUUUCGGAUCUAGCCGGAUCUUAAACUCGCGGAACCCCAAGCGUGCCGCCGCCAUCAGUAUCUUGCCCACUUCCUUGGGGAUAAACCGGACCAGCCAGACGACC
This is a messenger RNA of Gaeumannomyces tritici R3-111a-1, 1531 nucleotides long. RefSeq lists its product as hypothetical. The record is from RefSeq and is a predicted model, not a curated record. Gene Ontology annotation, molecular function: aminopeptidase activity. The coding region runs from base 74 to 1279 and encodes 401 amino acids. NCBI's taxonomy places the organism in Eukaryota, Fungi, Ascomycota, Sordariomycetes, Magnaporthales, Magnaporthaceae. The transcript has a single exon.